Messenger RNA from Cuscuta epithymum, 1895 nucleotides. The record is from the annotation of a GenBank genome assembly. Lineage: Eukaryota; Viridiplantae; Streptophyta; Magnoliopsida; Solanales; Convolvulaceae.
UUAACCGCCUUAGAAAAUGGAACAAACCCCAAUAGAAGAGGCGAAGAGGAGAUGUCGAGCCCUAAUAAGCCAGAUAAAGAACACAUCAAAAUCCCCGUCAUUGUGGAAGACGACCCUUUUGCGACUCGUCAACUCUGAGCUUUCUUUCCUCGACCGCCUGAACCACUCCUCCGUCUCACAUUCCGUGCCUCUCAGCCUCAACAUCGGCCACCUUGAAGCGGUCUGUUGCAUUAUCGGCCACCCAUCUGUCACCUCCGUCGCGCGGGUCUGCAAAUCCAUUCCAACAUCUCCUCCGCAGAAUCGCAGAACGGGCGAUUCUAGAAGAUAUAUAGAUAUAGUGUGUUGUCACAAUGGGAACCCUGUUUGGAUCCUCGUCUCAGAUCGAAAUCCCAAGUACAAUGACUUCAAUGAAUUGCGAGGUCGUGUUCUAGACGUUUUGAAGGCUGCUCGCGAUUCGCCUUUAACUGUAAGGCCAUCUUCUGUUAUCCUUUCGUUUUUGAAUGGCCUCCGAGAUGACGUUAUUCAGAAGCUCCGAGAUGAAUUUGAAACCACUGAAUUUGCUGGGUUUGGGGACUCCUCAUCAUUUGAACAUGAGCUCAAAGAGGAGGAAGGUGAUUGGGUCAAUGUGCUACCUUGCCGUUCUUUUGAAAGGGCCUGCUUUUUGGAGAUAAGGAUUGAGGCUUUUUACAGUAGUACGGAACUUGUUUAUUCCAAGAGGGAAGUAAAAAUUGAAAAUUCCGUAGAGCAUUUGGAAAUGGAUAAAAAUACUGCUUUGAAUUUAGGGGAAUCGUUUUGUUCUCUUGUGUCAAGAAUGAAGAGCUGGUCAGCUGGGGACAUUGGAGGGAAUGCUGAACUAGUUAACUUUGAUACAACUGCUCUAGUUGCUGCCGUGUCAGGGAUAAGCAAUGGAGCUACCUUGAAUGUUCCAGAGAGUGAUUUGAGGGCUCGGUUCAAGGGAAAUUAUGAUUUUGUGAUAAAUCAGGUUGGAAUACUAAGAAACCUUUUAUUUACGAAGUACUUGCCAAAGUUUCUGUAUUUGUUGUAUGUGAAGAUACUCUGCAUUCAUGGUUCUAUUAUAAUUGGUUGGGUUAUGCUAUUUGCCUGUCACCCUGUGCCUUUUGUUGCUUCAGUAUUUUUAAUGGUCCUAAAGUUUUUGUGUUGUUUACCUUCCUUCUCUUCCUCUCAAUAUGAACCUUGGCAUAUGUAGAAAAAUUAAGGCUAUGCUUGAAGUGUAGAAAACGGUAGGGAGUGGGAAAAAAGAACAAAGCUAAGGAAAACAAGCUGCCGGAUUCAUGUUGUGUUUUCAAUCUUUGCACCCAACAGGUGGCUGCUGAAAUGAUGACUCCAAUCCAUGCAGUCAUGUCUGAUGCAAUAUCUGGAAAGAGAGGGAUUGUUUGUGAAAGUGUUUUCUCAGAAUUUCAGGAGAUAGUAUCAAUGUGCGGUGGGCCAAGAGAAAAGUUAAGAGCUCAGCACCUUCUGGAGAAACUCAAGGUUGUUCCUGACAGCCCGUCGGCACGUGUGAUGAGCCUUCCCACGACCAGAAAGUUGGCCUUGAAGAACAAAGUGGCUUUCGGGACAGGCGAUCACUGGCACGCUCCAACCAUAACUGCAAACAUGGCUUUUGUAAGAGCAGUUUCACAAACUGGGAUGUCUCUGUUUACCUUAGAGCACAGUCCUCGGGCACUAGUUGGCGACUGACUAAUUAGGACUGCUGUAGCGCCUAACACAUGUAUAUAAGUGUUGUCUUCCAUCCUAAAACAAGGUUUUGGUCAUUGUAAUUUUGAAAACCAAGGCCUCUUUUAACGUGGUUUUGUUUCCUUCUCUUGCAGUUUUCAAUUUUUUUUUAGCGAACAAACUUAAUUCAUAGAAAUAAUAAUCAGGAGUACAAUAAUGAU